AUGCCCCUCAUCUUGGCCCUCGUCCUCGCCCCGUUGUUCAUCUACGGCGCCGAUGCCCAGCUUGCCCAGGCGGACAAGGACGCGAUUCUGAAUUACCACAACAACCUGCGCUCCGAGAUCGCCCAGGGUCACUACGAGGCCCGCGGCAACUGGUUUGGCCCGACCGCCGACAUGCGCAAGCUGAAAUGGGACAACGCGCUCGCCACCCAGGCCCAGAAUUGGGCGAACCGCUGCAAGUUUGAGCACUCCUCGUUCAACAACACGGGUGAGAACAUCUACAAGGUGUCCAGCUCGGCCACGCUGCCGAUUGCCGGCCAGGGCCUCGAGGCUUGCAAGGAUUGGGCUUCCGAGUUUGAGGAUAUCGACUGGCCCCAGAUGCCCUCCUUCGACUUGUCGGCCGCUAACAGUGGAAUCGGGCAUGCCACCCAGAUGGCCUGGGCGAAGACAACCAAAAUCGGGUGCGGCGCGGCGCGUUGUGACAGCAACAAGAGCGUGCUGGUCGUCUGUCAGUACCAGGGACAAGGCAAUAUCCUCAACACCGAUGCCUUUGCCUCCGGCAGCUUCACUUGCGGAAGUUGCGGCGCGACCUGCGAAGUUUCCACCGGACUCUGCCUC
This is a messenger RNA of Mesorhabditis spiculigera, 615 nucleotides long. NCBI's taxonomy places the organism in Eukaryota, Metazoa, Nematoda, Chromadorea, Rhabditida, Rhabditidae. The record is from the annotation of a GenBank genome assembly.